UUCAGCAUCUCCCCCCCAUCCAGCGAGCAAGUAAUGUCACCCUCGUCCACAAAUACACAAUUCGUUCGCCAAGACGGCGGACAUCCCAAGGCCGUAACCACAACGAUGACAUACAUGCCGGUCCAGAACCCCUCAAUCUGUCGUCGCUUACGUCAGAUCCUGCCCCAGUUCCCAUUGGCCACAUGUGUUUCCAAUGACGCCUACACGCGAGCGUCUUUUAAGCUACCCACAGCCGGAACUGCAGACGAGCCAGUCAGACAUGGGGCCCUCGAAUGCAGCGGCCACGAUUCUGGCGCUCUGCAGCACUUUAUGGUGCGUGCAAAGAGUCAACCUGUCUAAGCACCCGACAGUGAGAGCGUACCUGACGCCGGACGCUGCGUUGUCUGCGACCUUAUGGCAGGCCCUGGCGUCGGAAGCGCCAACGAGACUCGCCGUCGUCCUAAGGGACGCCCCUGUGCGCCCGAGGUUCAGCGAAGAACAGGCGCUCUUCGAAAUCGAGUUUUCCGGCACGGGAAUCGGCCUGCGGCUAGCGCUCGAGAAGACAAGGUCAAAAUUGAAGCUCGAGACGACUGGUGACGGCGACGAUAGCAGACGGCACAGCGACGUCCAUGGUAUGCCACGAGAGGUCGUCGUGCACUUUGCAUCGGCCAAGGACGACCAGACAGAAGUUAGUGUAUUCCUCGAUUGUCAGCUUCAAGAAGACCUGUCCAUUGCUCUGCCGCUACGUCAAACAGCGAGAGACGCUUCGGGGCUUCGAGUGCUUCGAGACAAACGGAUCGAGGUGCUCACCAUGGAUAACACUUCACUCGCUGACGCACUGCGGUAUUCGGACUGCAGAUCGAAACCAUCCACAGACGCCAAUGAGUUCGUGCAAGACUCCGUGAUCCAUUCGUACGAGCGGAGUGCGGUCAGAAGACUAGUCGAGCUCAUAACCAUUCUGCAAGAACUGAAGAAGACUGUUGAAAUUCAGACGGAGAGUAUCGUUUUCUUAUCCGAGACACUAUCUCGGUGCGACCUCUGCCGUAGCAACGGCGGACCGAACGUCGACAUACCGACUUGCGCCGAUGAUCCUUGCUUUCCUGGAGUGCCUUGCAGAGACAACGAGAACGGAUUCCAAUGCGGCAGUUGCCCUCCGGGUUACGUCGGCAAUGGAGUCCACUGUCACCUUGAAGAUCCUUGUUCGAGCAAUCCUUGCUUCCCCGGAGUUUCGUGUCAUAAGACAUCUUCUGGCUACAGAUGCGGACCGUGUCCAGCAGGUUACCAUGGCAACGGUUCUUACUGCGUGGAUGUGGACGAGUGUGCUCAUGCUAGGCCGUGUCACAGGGACGUGCAGUGCAUCAAUGAGUCUCCUGGAUUCCGUUGCGGGCAGUGUCCGAAAGGAUACACGGGACCGAGCCUACAUGGGGUUGGGCUUGAAUUUGCACGUUCUGCAAGACAGGUCUGCCACGACGUCAACGAAUGCGAAGACGGCAACAACGGCGGCUGCGUGCCCUACUCUCAGUGCAUCAACACCCCGGGCUCGCGCAUCUGCGGCGAGUGCAGCGAGGGCUACGUCGGCAACCAGACGGCUGGCUGUCAACCCCGUCCGGGCACAUGCGCAGACGGCACGGUCUGUGACAGCCACGCUAUCUGCUUCCUGCGACGCGGAGCUUCAAGGUACUCCUGUACGUGUGCCGUCGGGUGGGCGGGAGACGGCAAACACUGUGGUCCAGACCGCGACCUGGACGGCUGGCCUGACAACGACGUGCCUUUCUGUUCUCAUCCGCACUGCAAGAAAGACAACUGUCCGAGGACGCCCAACAGCGGACAGGAGGAUGCAGACUACGACGGCAUCGGCGACGCCUGUGACGAAGACGCUGACGGUGACGGAGUUCCCAACAACCCCGACAACUGCCCUCUGGUCCAUAACCCGAACCAGCUCGACACUGACAUCGACGGUCCGGACCAUUUGGGAGAUGCCUGUGACAACUGUCCGACCAUUCCCAAUGCGGACCAGUUGGACUCGGAUGGAGAUGGACUGGGCGAUAAGUGUGACCCCGAUGCCGAUGAUGACCGGGUACCGAAUUCGUCGGACAACUGCCCGCUGACGCCGAAUACUGAUCAGCUUGACAUCGACUCCGACGGUUUCGGCGACGUGUGCGACAACUGUCCUUUCAUGUGGAACCCUGAUCAGAACGACACCGAUAGAGACCUCGUAGGGGACGCCUGCGAGAGCACAUCCGACCGCGACCUCGACGGCAUCCAGGACAAUAUCGACAACUGUCCAGACGACGCCAACAGCGACCAGCUCGACACAGACGAAGACGGCAAAGGAGAUGCCUGCGAUUUCGAUAAGGAUAACGACGAGGUUCCAGACGCUGUUGAUAACUGCGCUCUGGUGUAUAACCCCGACCAACGCGACACAAACCGCACUGGAGUCGGCGACGAAUGCAGAAACGACAUCGAUGGCGACGGCGUACCGGAUGACGUCGACGUAUGCCCGGACAACAGGAAGGUUUACGCGACGGACUUCCGGGCGUACCAGACGGUCGUCCUCGAUCCCGAAGGCGAUUCCCAGAUAGACCCGCACUGGGUGGUGUACAGUAAGGGCGUCGAGAUCGUGCAAACCAUGAACUCCGAUCCAGGACUGGCAGUCGGCUACCACAGGUUUGGGGGAGUCGACUUCGAAGGAACGUUCUUCGUGGACACUGAGGUGGAUGAUGACUAUGUCGGUUUCGUAUUCGGCUACCAGGACAAUUCCCACUUUUACGCAGUGAUGUGGAAGAAGAACACGCAGACUUAUUGGCAGGCAACGCCCUUUAGGGCAGUUGCUGAACCUGGAAUUCAACUGAAGGUGGUCUCGUCCAAGACGGGGCCGGGACAGAUGCUGAGGAACUCAUUAUGGCAUACGGGUGACACUGAGGACCAGGUCCGUCUUCUGUGGAGAGACCCUCGAAACGUGGGCUGGAAAGAGAAAGUUGCCUACCGGUGGCUUCUACUGCAUCGGCCUCACAUCAACCUGAUUCGAUUAAGGAUCUUCGAAGGCGAAAGCAUGGUGGCAGACUCUGGAAACAUCUACGACGGAACUCUACUCGGCGGACGGUUGGGAGUAUUCUGCUUUUCGCAGGAGGCGAUAAUCUGGUCGGAUCUGGUAUACCGUUGCAACGACGCUGUUCCUGACGCUGCCUACGAGGGCCUGCCCCCGCACUUGCGAGCCAAGGUGGAACGUGACAACGUCCGACCUGUCGACGUCCUCUGAAUGACGCUUCGACCCUUGGAGCAAAGCGCACAGACGUCCUCGAAUAAAGGCCACUACCGUG
This is a messenger RNA of Ornithodoros turicata, 3299 nucleotides long. RefSeq names its product cartilage oligomeric matrix protein-like (gene Tsp). The transcript is spliced from 4 exons. Gene Ontology annotation, cellular component: extracellular region. Gene Ontology annotation, biological process: cell adhesion. Lineage: Eukaryota; Metazoa; Arthropoda; Arachnida; Ixodida; Argasidae. The record is from RefSeq and is a predicted model, not a curated record. Gene Ontology annotation, molecular function: calcium ion binding. Bases 194 to 3238 code for a protein of 1014 amino acids.